GGUUCUUAAAUUGAAAAGCCAAAAACGGCAGUUGCUGUUUAGUUUUUCAAAUUACCGUUUGAUGCGAAUUCCCACCAAAUUAAACGAAUUCAAUGGAGGGAGAUGGAGAACACAAAAUUAGGGUUUCAAUUUUUGAUAAUUCAAUUGAGAAUCACUUCACGGCAAUCGAUACAAUUUCUAAGCUAUGCGGAGAAUCAGAAACAGUUACUGAUUCUCCUGAACUUCAACAAUUAUCUUCAUCGAUUACGUUCUUAAGAGAAUGGAAACAUUAUAAUUAUGAAGCGAAAACAGUUAGGUUUGCUUCUGAAGUUGAAAGCUGUGGGAUUAAAGAUAAGGAAAUUCUUGGGCAAGUGAAUCUGCCUCAUUUUUCUUCAGCUGCUGUUCCUGAGAAAGAGGAGCUAUAUGGAGGCAACGGAGCUUUGAAAUCCAGCAAAGACUUUGUUAUGCAUGUUGGAGGGUCUGUUUGGGGAUUAGAUUGGUGUCCCAGGGAUCAAGAAAGGUCUGCUGGUCAUGUUAAUUGUGAGUUUGUUGCUGUUGCUGCUCAUCCUCCCGACUCUUGUUACCACGAGAUAGGUGUGCCGGUUGCUGGAAGGGGUGUUGUUCAGAUAUGGUGUAUUUUAAAUGUCAGUGGAGAUGAUGAAAAGACAUCAGUUCAGCUACAAAGGUCAAAACAGGUGGCUAAAAAGAGCAAUGACAAGUCUAUUAUUGUAAAGCGACCCCAAGGACGACCUAGAAAGACACAACUAGAAGAAAAUUCGGAUGGUAAGGCUACAAACCAGAACUGCACUCAGAUCAAGAGGCCAAUAGGUAGACCUAGGAAGAAGCCAAUAGAAGAAACUCUUAAUGAUGAAACCACACAGGAUAAUUCAACUCAAUUUAAGAAGCCAAGAGGCCGACCCAGAAAGAAGGCAAAUGAUGAAUCUCUUCAAGCCCUUGCUGUUCAAUACCCAGAAGAUUCCUCUCAAGUGCUUGCUAUAGAACCGGUUUCGAAGAAUACCGAAGAACAUAUGGUACUUAAAAACAAGGGAAACAAACGUAAAAGUGCUACUAAAGCACUGUCUGCAAGUAUUUCAACUCAUGAAACUACAAAGAAAUGCAGAAGAUUGAAAAGUAAGGCAACUGUUCAAUAUUCAGAAGAUGGGUGUCAAUUUCUUGCUAUAGAAGGGGUUUGUGAGUUUAACCAAGAACAGGCCCUGCAGAAACACAAGGGGAAGAAGCAAAAAGGUUUUUCCAAAGCACUUUCAGCAUGUAGUUUAACUGUUAAACCUGUUGGUCAAAUCAAAGGAGGGAAAAGUAAAGCAAAGGCUGGUGGUAAUUGUUCUGGUUUUUCAUGUCCACCAUUAUUGGCUCGAAGUGAAGAUGAUCAAUCUUUUUCUAUAAACCACCGAAUACAGGAGAACACAUCAAAGGAUGUUGCAGUGCUUGAUUGUGGUUUAGAUAAUGUUUCCGGGGUUAUCAACUCGGAUUCUUGUAUUAUUCCAGCAGAUGUUGCUUUGCCAAGAGUUUUGUUAUGCCUGGCUCAUGAUGGAAAAGUUGUAUGGGAUGUAAAAUGGCGGCCGUGUUAUGGAUCCGACUCCAAACGCAAGCAUCGAAUGGGUUAUCUUGCUGUCUUGCUAGGAAACGGAUUUCUAGAAGUAUGGGAUGUUCCUCUUCCUCAUGUAACAAAAGUUAUUUAUUCUUCUUCUCAUAGAGAAGGUACUGAUCCUCGAUUUGUUAAAUUGGAGCCUGUAUUUAAAGGCUUAAUCAGCAACCACGGGCAUAUGCAGAGCGUCCCAUUGACAGUAGAGUGGUCAACUUCAUACCCCCACGAUUACUUACUUGUUGGAUGCCAUGAUGGAACGGUUGCUUUAUGGAAGUUCUCUGCAAGUGGUACAUCUGGAGAUACAAGACCUUUUUUGUGUUUCAGUGCAGAUACAGCUGCUAUUAGAGCAGUCGCAUGGGCUCCAUAUGGAAGUGAUCAAGAGAGCGGAAAUAUUAUACUCACAGGUGGACAUGGAGGUCUGAAGUUUUGGGACUUACGUGAUCCAUUCCGACCUUUAUGGGAUCUCCAUCCAGCACCAAGAUUCAUUUAUAGUCUCGAUUGGCUGCCAGAUCCAAGAGGUAUUAUCCUAUCAUUUGAUGAUGGAACAAUGAGACUCCUUGGCUUGGCGAAGGCUGCAAAUGAUGCUCAUAUACAGCUUUCCCUUGAGCCUAAACAACCAGGAAUGCAUAAUAUAUCAAAUUUUUCAUCCCAUGCUAUUUGGAGCGUUCAAGUGUCGAGAAAAACAGGCUUGGUUGCAUAUUGCAGUGCAGAUGGUACUGUUUGCCGCUUCCAGCUCGCAACAAAAUCAGUAGAGAAAGUGAAAGACCCAUCAAGGAAUCGAACUCCACAUUUUAUGAUUGGGUUCAUGAGUAAAGACAAGGCGGCUAUUACGGUUAACAGUCCAUCACCAGACAUCCCUUUGAAUUUUAAGAAGCCAGUUGUUGGGAACAAACAAAGAUCAAUGAAGGAUUUAGCAAAAUCGUGUCAGGAAAAAAAACGUAUUCGAUUGCUUGCCAUAUCCGAUGGAAAUGAUGAUCAAACGCAAUGUGAAUUGGACGAAACACUAGGAGCUCUCAGAAGUCGAAAUAAAGAAAAAUCUAAAAAUGUCAGCAAGAAAACGACAGGAGAGAUUUCAGCAUUGGUUUGCAUCGAUGAAAAUCGAGAUGACAGAUUGCGUAAAGAAACGGGAAAAGGAGAAGCCGUGAGUGAAGUUGAAGUGAUGCCUCCAAAGAUUAUAGCAAUGCAUAGAGUUAGAUGGAAUAUGAAUAAAGGUAGUGAGAGAUGGUUGUGCUCUGGAGGAGCAGCUGGAAUUGUAAGGUGUCAAAAAAUUAUGUUGUCUGAUACAGAUAAAUUUUUGGCUAGAAAAUGGAAAGCUAACAAAAUUUUAUAAUUGGUUAUAAAAUGUCACUAUAGUUUAUUUACA
Messenger RNA from Mercurialis annua (annual mercury), 2945 nucleotides. RefSeq lists its product as uncharacterized. Gene Ontology annotation, molecular function: protein binding; DNA binding. Lineage: Eukaryota; Viridiplantae; Streptophyta; Magnoliopsida; Malpighiales; Euphorbiaceae. The record is from RefSeq and is a predicted model, not a curated record. Bases 93 to 2912 code for a protein of 939 amino acids. Gene Ontology annotation, biological process: transcription by RNA polymerase III. The transcript is spliced from 15 exons. Gene Ontology annotation, cellular component: transcription factor TFIIIC complex.